Molecule: messenger RNA, 420 nt
Organism: Schistocerca gregaria
Lineage: Eukaryota; Metazoa; Arthropoda; Insecta; Orthoptera; Acrididae
Product: serine protease inhibitor I/II-like
Exons: 6
Coding region: 22-420 (132 amino acids)
Molecular function (GO): peptidase inhibitor activity
Source: RefSeq, a predicted model, not a curated record
AGCGCCGACGCAGCAACCACCAUGAAGCUGGCGCUCGCUCUUUGCGGACUGAUCCUCUUCGUCGUAUUGGUCGAGGCAGACCCGGGGGCGAGACCGCCGAAACCGGCCCAGAAGAAACCGCCGCCGACCGAAGAUGGGUGCAUACCCGGCCAGAAGAAGAUGGAAGACUGCAACGUAUGUACGUGUCUUCCGGCACGUGUCUGGGCAUGUACACGUAUGGCUUGUCGCAACAAAAGAGGAGUGAAGACGCCGCAGUCGGCCCAGAAGAAACCGCCGGCUGCCCCAGAAGGGAAAUGCUGUGUCCCCAACACAACCUACAUGGAGCAAUGCAACGUGUGUUUGUGUGCAGAAGAUGGCUUAGGUGCAUUCUGCACCCUCAUCUACUGUGACAGAGUUUCUAUCUGCCCCAGCGACCCGUAA